Molecule: messenger RNA, 1182 nt
Organism: Hylaeus volcanicus
Lineage: Eukaryota; Metazoa; Arthropoda; Insecta; Hymenoptera; Colletidae
Product: MAGE-like protein 2
Exons: 4
Coding region: 96-545 (149 amino acids)
Source: RefSeq, a predicted model, not a curated record
UUACUAUAUAAGCUCGGUGCUCUACUUGCCAUAGACAUUCAACGUUCAGUUCCUGUGCUCAUACAAUUAACGAACCCAUCCGAAUACCUGCAAUUAUGAAUCAAAUUAUUGCAUUGAUGGGCUUCACUGUGUUUGCUGGAGUGGUCUCUGGAGGUCAUUACGACGAAGAUCACGGUCACUCGACCUACGAGGAGAAGUCAAAGCCAGUGGAGAUACCAAUUUAUAAAAAAUAUGCGAUCCCGAUACCUCAUCCGGUGCCAGUGGAAAUUCCUCAAAAGAUAGAAAUCCCGAUCCCGCAGCCUCACAACGUUCCUAUCGAGAUUCCUCAUCCUUACCCGGUCGAAGUCGUCAAGGAAGUUCAAGUUCCCAUCGAGAAACCAGAACCCGUUGUAGUGGAGAAACAUGUGCCUUUCGUAGUUGAGAAGCCGUAUCCAGUAUACGUGGAGAAGAAAUUCCCGAUUCCCGUUGCCAAGCCGUAUCCAGUUCAUGUUCCAGUCUACAAGCACGUAUUCCAUUACACUUCGAAGGGCAAAGGAUGGCACUAAGCUACCGUUCAGCUAGCUGCUGAUCCGCUUGGAAUCUUUUCAACGUCCGAAAAUUAUUUAAAUGAACUCAGUAAUCUGAUCUGUGCGGGUACACUCUCUUUCCAUGUAUUGGAAAUCUGUAAAUUAUUUUGUAAAGCAUGACUAUAUUUUCAUAGAUAGGAAAUCCUAUGGAUAUCCCAUCUGGGAAGAUAUAGCAUACCUGUACAGACUAGAUUGUUGACAUCCAGAUUCAUCCACGUCGAUGAUGGCGAUACUCCCUCGACGCAAACGACGUAGAUACGAGUCUCGUAUCGACAUCGUUUCGGUCGACACCAACGUUGCCAAUGCUAUUGUUAUUGUUACGAUUUUAUACACACGUUAAGUUUUCUUACUCUAGUAUCUAGUAGCGUGUUCUUUGUUAAUAAACUAUGUAUGAAAUGUCUCCUGAUGUUGAAUUAAUCAAGAUUACACCAGGGAUGGGUAACACUUUAUUCGAAUAACGGUUGGGUCGAUCGAAUAUUCCGUAAUAAGUAAAUUCGCCUUUAUUUGUCAUUCUUGACAUUCUUAUCUAGAUACGAAUCUUGUCCAUCCCUGAAUCGCACUCGAAGAUUGUUAACCGCUGACGUUCGCGUGCCUGAGUAACCCUGCGCAUGAUUCA